AUGGAUUCCAAACCCCCAAAAGAUUCCAUGCGAUCAACAUGGCGUACAGCUCCUCGCAGCGAGUGGAAAAUCCACCACUACAUGUUGCAUGUCUUGAACGCCUACCCUAUCGACAUAGACAAGGAGGUGCCGGUGCACAGCAAAGAUGAGAAAGUGCCAUAUAUGCCCCAGUGGUCUCUUCACCGAUGGGUGCUGUUCUACGCUGCUGUUCCCUUACUCCUCCACGAGUCCUAUAUGGCCUUCACCGGGCGCAAUGUUGGCCCAAUCGCCGCCUUCAACUUCUACCUCUUCGCCUUCAACGCCUCAGUCAUAUACCAAGUCCACAUCCUUCGCAGGCUCGGCCACCAAUACGGCUUCCUAGAUGGCGACAAGCACGAACGCGACGGAGUCCCCGAUGUCGGCGUGUCUAAAGUCGUAGCCUCAGUAUAUAAAACUACCGGCUCACGGUUGAUCCUCUCAAUCUUCCUAUCCUACAACCAAACCCAAAGACCCUCCCAAAUGUCCUGGGCCUGGCUCCCCCUCGAGAUCGGGCUGUACGGCAUCGUCCUCGAUUUCUGGUUCUACUGGUAUCACCGACUGAUGCACGACGUGAGCUACCUGUGGAAAUACCACCGCACCCACCACCUAACCAAGCACCCAAACCCAUUGCUAUCCGCCUACGCAGACCACGAGCAAGAAUUCUUCGACAUGGUCGGCGUGCCUAUGAUGACCUACUUCAGUCUAAAACUAAUGGGAUUACCGAUGGGAUUCUAUGAAUGGUGGAUGUGCCAUGAGUACGUGGCGUUCGCGGAGGUAUACGGUCACAGCGGGCUACGGAUGCACAUGACGGUGCCAUCGACACUGAGCUGGCUGUUGCAGAUGUUUGACGCCGAGAUCGUCAUUGAAGAUCAUGAUCUGCAUCACCGGAAGGGGUGGCGGAAGAGUCACAACUAUGGCAAGCAGACGCGGCUGUGGGACCGGAUUUUUGGGACUUGUACCGAGCGGAUUGAGUCUGCGGCGGGAAAUGUGGAUUAUGAGAAUAGGGCUACGAUGCCCUUAUUCUAG
This is a messenger RNA of Penicillium bovifimosum, 1044 nucleotides long. RefSeq names its product sterol desaturase family protein. The record is from RefSeq and is a predicted model, not a curated record. The transcript has a single exon. Gene Ontology annotation, biological process: ergosterol biosynthetic process. Gene Ontology annotation, molecular function: C-4 methylsterol oxidase activity; iron ion binding. Lineage: Eukaryota; Fungi; Ascomycota; Eurotiomycetes; Eurotiales; Aspergillaceae. Bases 1 to 1044 code for a protein of 347 amino acids.